Molecule: messenger RNA, 1056 nt
Organism: Colletotrichum abscissum
Lineage: Eukaryota; Fungi; Ascomycota; Sordariomycetes; Glomerellales; Glomerellaceae
Product: HVA22 family TB2/DP1 protein
Exons: 3
Coding region: 1-1056 (351 amino acids)
Source: RefSeq, a predicted model, not a curated record
AUGUUUGACAUAUUCGCCCACCUCUUAUCAUCCAUCGCUUCCUUCCUCUUCCCCCUCUUCGCCUCUUACAAGGCCCUCAAGACCUCCGACCCGGCACAACUGACACCAUGGCUCAUGUACUGGGUCGUCCUUGCCUGCGUACUCCUCGUGGAGUCUUGGACCGAAUGGAUCCUCGUCUGGAUCCCCUUCUACGCCUAUAUCCGCCUCCUGUUCCUCCUCUAUCUCGUCCUUCCCCAAACCCAAGGCGCCCGCAUCAUCUACCAAACCCACGUCCACCCUUUCCUGCAAGACAACGAGGCCCAAAUCGAAGAGUUCAUCUCCGAGGCCCACGACAAAUUGAAAGCCGCCGGCAUCGCCUACCUCAAACGCGCAAUCGAGCUCAUCAAGACAAACGUCCUCGGCCUGCCCCCAGGCGACCCCGAACCCGCGCCCCAGCCCUCCGCUGCAGCCGCUCCUGCCGGCCACCCACCGCAGUCCUACACGCAGUCCCUCCUCGCCCGGUUUAGCGUCCCCGCCGCGCGCUGGGCUCCCGCUGCCGGAACUGGCCACACAGGCGCUGACUUUUACAACCUCCUCGCCGGCGCCUACUCCGCCGCUACCGGUGGGGGACAGCACCAGGACCUGUCCAAGUCCGGCUCCAUUAUCCCGCCGAACCUCCAGGGUGGCGAGAGGACGAGCUUCAUCGCCGCCCAGCGUGAGCGUCUCGCCUUCCUCCUCAAGGCACUCGAGCGUGAGGAGGCAGCGACGUCAUCGUCGGCGCAUCCCGAAACUUUUAGCCGCUCCCUGGGGAGCAUGCAGCUCGACGGCAGCGAGGAGGAGGAAGUGACGCAGAGACCGCCGAGCGCGCACAGCGGACUCAGCAAAUCGCGGAGUGAGACCGAUUUCGAAAAGAUUGACGCUGAGAGCGGGGCCGAGGACCUCGGUGGCGAUGACGAGGACGGAUCCGUUAGGCGGAGGCAGACGAGCGGGGGAUCGUCGUGGAUGCCGUGGGGAUGGGGCGCUACACCGACGGCUGAGAAUCCCGAGGGUGGAUCUAGCUCGGGCGUGCACAAGUGA